Sphaeramia orbicularis (orbiculate cardinalfish) is the source of this 1558-nucleotide messenger RNA. RefSeq names its product replication factor C (activator 1) 5 (gene rfc5). Bases 103 to 1110 code for a protein of 335 amino acids. Gene Ontology annotation, biological process: DNA repair; DNA-templated DNA replication. The transcript has 11 exons. Gene Ontology annotation, cellular component: DNA replication factor C complex; nucleus. Lineage: Eukaryota; Metazoa; Chordata; Actinopteri; Kurtiformes; Apogonidae. The record is from RefSeq and is a predicted model, not a curated record. Gene Ontology annotation, molecular function: DNA binding; ATP binding; DNA clamp loader activity.
AGCGCCAAAUACGUCCACCACUACCACUAUCCGCAGCAAGAGAACUGAAGUAAAAGUAGCAUAUUUAUUCAUUUGGAGCUAAUUUUACCUUUAGGAACAUUCAUGGCUUCUACAAGUAAAACGCCAGCUCAGCCCAGAAACUUACCAUGGGUUGAAAAGUACAGACCACAAUCGCUGGAUGACUUGAUCUCUCACAAAGAUAUUCUGAGCACCAUCCAGAGGUUUAUUAGUGAGGACAGACUUCCCCAUCUCCUGUUCUAUGGCCCCCCCGGAACAGGAAAAACCUCCACCAUCCUGGCUUGUGCUAAGCAGCUGUAUAAGGAUAAAGAGUUCAACUCCAUGGUGUUGGAGCUUAAUGCAUCAGAUGACAGAGGUAUUGACGUUGUACGAGGCCCCAUCCUGAGUUUUGCCAGCACCAGAACAAUCUUCAAGAAAGGUUUCAAGUUGGUGAUACUAGAUGAGGCUGAUGCCAUGACCCAGGAUGCCCAGAAUGCAUUGCGGCGAGUCAUUGAGAAGUUCACAGAAAACACUCGGUUCUGUCUGAUCUGCAACUAUCUGUCCAAAAUCAUCCCGGCCCUGCAGUCGCGUUGCACCAGGUUCCGUUUCGGCCCGUUGUCCCCGGACCAGAUGAUCCCACGGUUGGAGUACGUCGUCCAGCAGGAGAGCAUUAACAUAACUCCAGAUGGAAUGAAGGCCAUUGUGACCUUGUCAUCUGGGGACAUGAGAAGGUCGCUGAACAUCCUCCAGAGCACCUCCAUGGCGUACGGAAAUGUGACGGAGGACACAGUGUACACCUGCACGGGUCAUCCCCUCCGCUCAGACAUUGCCAACAUCCUCGACUGGUCCCUCAACCAAGAUUUCACCACAGCGUACAAUCAGAUCCUUCAGCUGAAAACUUUGAAAGGUUUGGCACUACAUGAUAUCCUAACUGAAGUUCAUCUGCUCAUACACAAAGUUGAUUUUCCUCCUUCUAUUCGGAUCGGUCUGCUCAUCAAGUUGGCCGACGUCGAACACAGGCUCGCCUCAGGAACCAAUGAGAAGAUCCAGCUGAGUUCCAUGGUCGCAGCUUUCCAGGCGGUGCGAGACCUUGUUACCAGUGAAGCCGCCUAGAAAACCACUGAAACCACUAAAUGCAGAUGAAAAGUGAUCACUGGGUUAUAGAUGCAUCCUCAAAUUGGGCCUCUGAGGUCAAAUUACUUCUGCAUUUACUUGUAAACCAUCUGAUACUGCCAUGGACGUUUAGAACCAAGCUGCUAUGAUGAACUAAGAGGGGGUGGGUGUUUGUUUCCAACCGAUUAGAAGAUGGAAAAUUAGAAAAAAAUGGAAUUUGUUUGGGCAGAAAUCUAUCCCUUAUGUAGCAGCUACUGGAGUCGCUUCACAUCCACAUAAUUGAGGAAAAAAUGUAAAGUUAGUACCAAAAAAACAAAAACCCGAAGUCACACCCACACUUGGAAAAUCGUAGUUGAAUUAUCUGUUGGAUUAAACUCGCAACAGACCAGAAGAACUCUGCUCAGACAUGUACACGUUUUUGAUAUGUUUAAUAAAACUAUUUCCUAUA